AUGCUAAAUGGUACCCUUUCUGAUUCAUCUGAUUUGAACUUUGGUGUCCCGCAGGGUUCGUGUUUGGGGCCUCUUCUUUUUAUAUUAUAUGCCUCCAAACUGUUCGAUAUUAUUAACAAUCACUCGCCAGAUUUACAUGGUUUUGCUGAUGACACUCAGUUGUAUGUGUCAUUCAAACCUGACUACCCAUGCGAUCAAUGUGAAGCGAUCUCGGUAAUGGAAAGCUGUGUCAACGAUCUUCGGAAAUGGAUGAUUCAAGAUAAAUUGAAACUAAAUGACGGUAAAACUGAACUGUUAAUAAUUGGAUCUAAGCAGCAACUGCACAAACUUAACCCAUGCCAUGUACGUGUCGGGAAUGCUGAUGUCCUUCCUGUACCAAUAGCUCGUGAUCUAGGAGUUUGGCUUGAUUCAAAUUUAAAAAUGUCAUGUCAUAUAACAAAGACAUGUGGUGCCGCAUUCUAUUGGCUUCACAACAUCAAACGCAUCAGCAAGUUUUUAUCUCGGGAAAAUCUGUUGACUGUUAUACACGCCUUUGUUACAAGUCGACUAGAUUAUUGUAAUGGUCUCCUGUAUGGUUUACCAAAUACUGAACUGAUUAAGUUGCAGAGGGUUCAAAACGCCGCUGCGAGAUUAGUGACUUCAACACGAAAAUACGAUCACAUUACACCUAUAUUACGUGAACUACACUGGUUACCUGUGAAGUUCAGGAUCCAUUUUAAACUGCUAUUGCUUACUUUUAAAGCUUUACAUGGAAUGGCUCCAAAGUACAUAGUAGAUCUACUCGUUGUUAAAGUGGAAGGAAACUACCUUUUACGCUCUAAUGAUAGCAUAAUGCUAGAGUUCCCUAAGGGUAAAUUUUUACGGUCAUUUGGCGACCGAUCUUUCACUAUGGCAGCUCCGAAACUUUGGAAUGAACUUCCGAAAGAAAUUCGUGACAUUUCGUCAAUAAACGUUUUUAAAACUUGUCUUAAGACUCAUCUUUUUAAACUAGCUUUUAGUAUUUAGUUUAUAUUAAAGUUAACAUUUCAACAUUUUAAUACGCUUUUAACAUUAGUUAUAUUGUAAUGCAGCGCUUUUGAUCAUUACAUGUAAAAAGCGCUUUAUAAAUUAUUAAAUUAUUAUUAUUAUUAUUAUUUUAGUCUUCUAUAUUUACUGUUGUCAUCUAGUUACAAUCCAGUGA
Molecule: messenger RNA, 1180 nt
Organism: Paramuricea clavata
Lineage: Eukaryota; Metazoa; Cnidaria; Anthozoa; Malacalcyonacea; Plexauridae
Source: the annotation of a GenBank genome assembly